UCGACCUGUGGUGGCAAUUGCGAACUUGCUGCACCCUGACAAGUCGCCGUGACUUCUUUUAAGAUGCAUGAUUCGCUGUAUUGACGCAUUUUAUUUCCAGCUGAACUCUCAUUUGUCCACACUGGCCAGUAUCCACAAGAUCUACCACACCCUGCACAGGCUGAACCUGACUGAAGACGUCAGCCCAGAGACUCACGGUACAGCCUGCUGCUCCAGAGCCAUGCCCCCCAGGAAAAAGAGGAGACCCACUGCUGGAGAUGACCUGUCUGCUAAGAAGAGCCGGCAGGAUAAUGUUUACAGAAAACAGGAGACAUUGCAAAUCCAGGAAGCCGAAGCCUUUUCUAGCAAGAGAUGUCUAGAAUGGUUCUACGAAUAUGCAGUAGGGUGCGAUGACGUUGUUGGACCAGAGGGGAUGGAGAAAUUCUGUGAAGACAUUGGAGUGGAGCCAGAGAAUGUAGUGAUGCUGGUAUUGGCCUGGAAGCUUGAUGCCCAGAGUAUGGGUUACUUCACUUUACAGGAGUGGCUCAAGGGAAUGGGCUCAUUGCAAUGUGACUCUACUGAAAAACUCAGGAACUCUCUAGACUACCUGAGGUCUGUCCUCAAUGAUGCCACCAGUUUCAAGCUCAUUUACCGAUAUGCCUUCGACUUUGCCAGGGAGAAGGAUCAGAGGAGUUUAGACUUGAAUACCGCCAAGUGCAUGCUGGGACUUCUGCUUGGGAAGACCUGGCCAUUGUUUCCAGUGUUUAACCAGUUUCUAGAACAAUCUAAGUAUAAGGUUAUAAAUAAAGAUCAAUGGUGCAAUGUUCUAGAAUUCAGUAGGACUAUCAACCUUGAUCUCAGUAACUAUGAUGAGGACGGGGCCUGGCCAGUGCUUUUGGAUGAGUUUGUGGAGUGGUAUAAAGACCGAGAGAUGUCGUAGCGACAACUUCCCCAUGCCUACCACCAUCACCAACUAGAUAGACCAACUAAUCGCCAACAAUCACCAUGACAAUGACGACAGAAACGGCUUUGAUACAAACAUCUAGAAAACAAAGUACAAAUCAAAACUGAAGUGUUUGGGACAGACUGAUGGUGGCCCCUGGCGCUGAGGGCUUGAGUGUGUGAGUGUUUGCAUAGAAUGUAAUUAUCAAUGCACAUGUUUGUAUGUCGCCCUUUUUGCCGGGGCCAUAGGAGGGUCACUGGUGGUUGUGUGUUGGAGAAACAGCACCUCACCGACUCCACCUAAUGUCCCCCAUAGCCCACAAUGCAUUGUGGGUAAGCACACGGCCAGUCUUGGUGCUGCCUUCCCACCCCACUGUGAUGUUUCAUAUUGCUGUGAAUGUUUCAAUAGGCUCUUAUAAGGAGGAUGAAUUUGGAUUCUCCACAAGGCAGGAUAGGUAAAAAUUCCCAUACUGUCUGAAGUUUAGGUAAUUUAGGCCUGGAAGUAAAGGAAAAAGAAGAACCUGCUUGGCUUUUUACUGAAGGUCAGUGACUUAUUACUAAGGUUCAAAAUGGAAAUCGCUUACAGUGUUGCUCUGCUGAUGGUGGUCCAAACACUUUACUACGGUUUUUAUGUUGGAGGAUGCUGACAGUCAGAGCAUGUUACCAUAGAUACACAGCGACCUUUGCCAUAAGUUUUAUUUUUACCAGUCUCGCUGCACUUGGAUGCCAUUUAAUAAAGCGCACCACAUGCAAGUGUCAUAGACAUUGUGCUGUAAGUACUUCCAGUGGUGUUGUAUCAGUAUACCUUUCACCACUUACAUUCUUGAUAUUGAUUAUGAGAUCAACAAGAACAGCUUUACUGUUCACAACAUGAAGAACAGUGGGUUAUACUUAUCAUGAGCGUAGAGUCAGGAAACUUUUUCUUGGCUCGCAUGACCAUUGUGUAUUCGCACUGCAAUGGCAAGAUAUGGCCAUCUUGUAGAGGAGUGUAAGGUUAAAGUGACUGUGGAAUGCAUUCACUAUAUCAUUUGAUUCCUUUGCAGUGUAACUAUACUGUGCAUGUCACGGUUAAAAUGACAGGACGUGGAUCUAAGGGAGAGACGACGAGAGAAAGCUGUUAAAGUGCACUUUUUUGAUUUCUGUGAUGAAUUGCCACAAAAAUAUAAAAACCGGUAUCCUGCCCUAAACACUGACACUCCUUUGGCCACAUCCUCUUCCACAGAUCUUGUGGUAAAAUGCGAUCACCUUAACCCAUAGUGACCAAUGCCUAGCAACUAUUUAACAUUCUAGUUAUGUUUGUAAAACUGUUGAGUUUUGUCUAUGGCUGUGGCAUGAAGCUAACUUGUCAUCUGAACAAGAAAAAAAAUGCAUGCAUGCAUUCUGCAAUUAGAGCCGUCUUUGUGAAUGAAUGAGGUUUUUUCUUUUUGUACUUUUUUUUGCUCUUGUUUCUUUUUUUUGUACAGGUAUUUGUAGAAGUGGACUUUUUUUUGUGCUUAAUUUGGGUAUCCGCGGUCAUGCAGUCUUAACGCUUUAUGAAAAACAUGAUUGUGUGAUGGUAUCUAGAGCUUAAACACACUUGUAACCUCAUCUGUUGAGAUGUUCUUCUCUGCAUUGCCUUCUCCACCAUCUCCAAGUGCUAAACUACCAUGUACAUAAUUGACUGCAGCAUUUCAGUAUACAGUAUCUGCAGUUCCAUGUAAACAUAUUAAUUUUAUGUUCAUGUCAUACAGAGACAGACAAAAUCAUUAACUUUAUUGAAGCUUAGGGUAACAAUUUCUUUUCUGGUUACAAGAUAUUUUUGUUUUAUUUUAUAAUUUUCUGAAAGAUGAAGGUUGCUCAUCAUAAAUUAUUUAUCAAGUAUUCACCCAGCAUCUAAGAAGCCAACAGUCUAUGUAUGCUGCGCAUGCUCGCCAGAAUCCAUUUGAAAAAUGUCUACAGACACUUGUUAUAAUCCCAUUCAUCUGCACCUGUUUGUGCCUGAGGGAAAUAGUUGUUUUAAAAUUCAUUAUUUCAACAGAUAGACAAGUUCCCUGUGUUGUUAUGACUGUUGCUUUUGUUGGGGGAGUAUGUAAUGCAGAGGGCUGAGCAUUCUCAUCUGACUGUAUAUAUGUAUGGAUGUGUGUGUAUAUGUGUUUGUUUUCACCGUAGCCUCUCUACAUUCAAUAUAUAUAAAGGGGUUUAUUAACGAAAUGGAGUCGUUUUUAUUUGUUUUAGAUAAAGGGAUGGAAGACUUAGACUAACAACUAUGCUGAAGUCAUGCUGAGACCUUCCCCCUGAUUGCAGGAAAGCUAGUAUUCAACAAAAACCAUUAAGAUUUAAUAAAAGGGACGAAGAAAGUUUAUUGCCUCAUUAAUGGAUAUAAUGUGUUGUCAUUGAGUGCAGUUAAUAGCCUCUGGAUUUUUUGUAGUACUGCACAUCAUGACUGAUAAAAUCAAUACCGUGUUUAUAUUCUUAGACAAUACACAUUCUUAUGUACCUUCAUACAUUGUUUCAAUGCAAAAAGAACAGAACUUAUGAAAUACUGAAGUUUAGGUUAUGUUCAUAGUUAUAUAACAGUAUUUACAAUACUUAGUAAAAAGCAAAUCCCCAUCCUCAAAAGCUGUGAUUUUGAAAGCAUCAGCACAAAAUCACACAACAUUGUUUGUCUGGUGAGUCAAAAUGAACUCUAGCUAAAUUAAAUAUUCCCUAUACUUUGGAGUUGACUUGGAACCAAGUGUUGAUGCACUCUUAGUUUUAAGGCUCUGUAAAACUGGGGCUUGGGCUCCUUCUGCGUGUCUGGAAGUUAAUGUGUUCCUUGUAGAAACACUGCUGUAAAUAUGUUCUGUUUGGAAUGGUGGCACUUCUCCAUAAUCUGCUGGUGAGCUAUACUGCUGGUUGCCUUGUUGAAUGGAGGAUAGGGAUACAAUGUUGAACUCAUCCAUUUCCCUUCUCCUUUGCUGCUGUAAUCUUCUGCGUUCUUGCCUUUGACGGAUUUCAGAAUUCUCUCUGAGAUACUCUCUGGCACCCUCCUGUUCUAGGGGAGGUGGCGAUGUCUGUGAACCUGCUGGUGGCUCAUCUUGUGGUGCUUUUACAUCCACAUCCACAACCUCAUGUCCUACAGAGUGUUCGUCACUGGAUGAGGAACUUGACUUCUUUACCUUUGACUUCAGGCCAGUCUGUUCUACUGAACUGUCCAUAAGCUCUCCUUUCAUGUUGUCCUUUGAAGUAAACUCAGAGGUCCAUGAUUCUGAUUGGGUCUUUAUUAUUAAUGCAGAACCUUUUUUCAUUGAGGCAGGAGGUGACACCUCAGAUAAUAAACUGGACCAUGUGGUUUCAAAGUCUGUAUUUGUUGUAGGUGUUAAAGCUCUUUUCAUUAAUUUGGUUGGUACAGAAGAUGGUUCACUCUUUGUGAAUGCAAUGUACCUCUUUACCUUUGGGAUUUUAUCAAGAGAUACACCAGUUUCUUGAAAUAAAUUUUUGUCUGAAUUUCCAAUUAUAUUAGCAGAUGGUUUAACAGCUGAAGUGCUCGAUAUCUUUGUUUCUUGAGCUACCCCUGAUAUUCCAACGCUUUCAGCUAAGACAGCAGUUGAUGCCCGAGCAGGAUAUAGACUUUCAAUAGGUGUGAAUUGAAUGUAUCUCUUAACUCUCGGUACUCUGUCAAGAUUUUCAGAUGAAGUGAUCUGUGUCUUUGAUGCUGGUUUUUUUGCAUUAGUAGAUGGUUGUACAUAAUCUUUAACUGAAGUGCUGGAUCCCCUUAAUUCUGUUGCUGUCACCUUUAUGGAUUUAGCAACACUUGAAGAUGGAAGUUUUGACUCUGCAGAGGAAUAAGGUUCAUAUUGUGUGAAUUCAAUGUACCUCUUUACUUUAGGGAUUUUGUCAAAAGAUUCACCUCUUUGUUUAAACACAUCAUCAUUAUGAGUAGAUAGCUCAACAUCAUCAUCAGAUGAAGUAAUUGAUUUCCUUGUUUCUUGAACAACCCCAGAUAUCCCAAGUCUAUUAGCUGAGAGAGCAGUUGUUGUCUGAACAAGAGGUUCACUUACACACUUUGUGAAUUGAAUAUAUCU
This is a messenger RNA of Sinocyclocheilus rhinocerous, 4964 nucleotides long. RefSeq names its product DCN1-like protein 4. The coding region runs from base 68 to 919 and encodes 283 amino acids. Gene Ontology annotation, cellular component: ubiquitin ligase complex. Gene Ontology annotation, biological process: protein neddylation. The record is from RefSeq and is a predicted model, not a curated record. Gene Ontology annotation, molecular function: cullin family protein binding; ubiquitin conjugating enzyme binding; ubiquitin-like protein binding. NCBI's taxonomy places the organism in Eukaryota, Metazoa, Chordata, Actinopteri, Cypriniformes, Cyprinidae. The transcript has 11 exons.